Penicillium maclennaniae is the source of this 2367-nucleotide messenger RNA. Its product is annotated as nitrogen permease regulator 3 family protein. NCBI's taxonomy places the organism in Eukaryota, Fungi, Ascomycota, Eurotiomycetes, Eurotiales, Aspergillaceae. The coding region runs from base 1 to 2367 and encodes 788 amino acids. The record is from RefSeq and is a predicted model, not a curated record. Gene Ontology annotation, cellular component: GATOR1 complex. The transcript is spliced from 3 exons. Gene Ontology annotation, biological process: positive regulation of autophagy; cellular response to amino acid starvation; TORC1 signaling.
AUGUCGUCAAUCGCCCGACCACCAGACCCAUGUCUAGUCGCAAUAAUCCUAAUUGUCCGCUCGCGUACCGGUCCCCGUCUCGUCUUCCAUUACCCACCGAACCCUUUGAGUGAAAACCGCGUAAAGACAACCACCAAGGGCGGGCGACGCAUCUCCCGCACGCGCACCAGACAAGGCGGCAGAAAUACCGACUCAAGCUCUAGCUCCGAGAGUGGACUCAGUUCCGAUGAAGAUGAGGAGGAGCGGGAGAUCCACGCUGCUGCGUUGGGGUCUGCGCCUGCAAUAGGUCGCCGCGCGAGCAACUUCGGUGUCGAUGACCAUGCCUCUGUCGCGUCGCUGAACACGGAAUCGCACCGGCCUGGAUCUUUAGGUUCUGGGCGAGUCUCCUCAUUGCGGAGGCAAAGGGGCGCGGGGUCGGAUAUGGAAGAUGAUGAGCAUGAGGGCUCGUUCCGGGCGCCUUGGGAGUCACUUCUUGGUGUUCCUGGGAGCGUGUGGGAGAAAUUACUCAGUCCAUCGAGGUCAUGGCAUAAGAGACGAUUUGAGGUCGGGAUCAAUGAUUUGGCGCUGAUUGGUUGGCCUGUUUUCGUACGUGAAGAUGGGAGCUGGCGCAAGCAGCGGCGAAAGAAGACGAAGAAGCCUCGUGCCGAGUGGGAAGGUGGGGAAUUGGGACAUAAUGAGACUGAGGAUGGUCAAAGGGAUGAGGAUAUGGUUCUUUCGCCUGAAAUGGUGGCUAGUGUUGCUUCUUUGGCUGAUUCGGCGGUUUCACCGACGGAUACUACGAAGAGGGCUUCCUAUGCUAGUAUGAAGCAUGGGAAGCAUGCUGAUGGAUCGGCGAACUCGGAUGAUAAGGACCAUAUGACGAUGUUUAAUGUGGUUUUUGUUAUGGAUCCUCCUCUGUUGGAGUAUUCGAUGCGGGUCAAGGAGAUCUAUGAGAACAUUAUCAAGAAAUUUGCGAAAGCUCUCAAGUGGGAGCAGGCUCGCACAGACUAUGUUUGGAGGGAAUCGCAACAUAUUCUGCAGCUGAGACGAAAGGCGCGGGAAACGAAAACAUCUGUGCACAAUCUCUAUUCGGAGUUGAUACAGCAGUCCUCUUUGGCACGAGCAAUGUAUACCGUCUACUCGAGUAUCUCAGCAUCGAAAAUUGCAUCCGUGUCACUCAGCCACGACGUUUCCAUUUCCUUGCAAAUCCCUCCACUUACUUCUACACCAUACCUCGCGGGACCAACAGACAAGGCGUAUCCGGGUCUUUGGUUGACUACCGCCGACAGCGCAACACCAGUGGAUGACCCGGGUGCUGACGAGAACAAUACACCUCAUCAAGUUCUUGCAAAGCACUUCGCCCUGCUCCUAUUGGAUAGUGAGGCAUCUAUCAUCAAGGACGUUGAGCUUUCAGGCGGUGCUCUUGCUCCUGCGCUAGCCCAUUACAUUCGAUGCUCAAAGCCCACCAAGUCUUUUGCGCAGAUAUCAAUGUCUUCGGGAAUUCCGCUUUCUACGAUCCAAAUGCUGGCAAGUCAUUUGCGAGACACGUACAUUGUGUCUCCUAAUUGUGACUUGAGCAAACUAGAAGUCGCAACCAUCGCCUAUCAGACGGCCUUCCCUACCUUGCCUAGCUUGCCGAAGAUGCUCUCUGCCCUGAGUGGCACGCCACGUCCCUACAGCAACUUCAUCCCAAGUAAGGAUCACAAGGAGGCGUACUUCAAUAUCCUGGCAUGGCUCCUCCGUGGUGGCUGGGUCACGCAAUUGCGAACAUUCGCUCGUAUCAAGGUAACGCCUGAAAUCAAAUUGGCUGUUGAGACGGCUCUCCGAAAAGAAGAAGUGGAUCGAUAUCUCGCUAAAGCCAGCUCCAACGCCGGGGUUGAUGAGGAAUCGACCGAUGAUGAAGACGACGCAAGCUCAUCGUCUUCGUCUUCACUGGCCAGCCAUGGCAGCGGCGAAGAGACACCCAUGCCGGGCCGAAACGAUCCGCAGUUGCAGCUCCGGACGUCCCAUAAGCUCCUCGACCGAUCCACAGCCCUGCGACUCUCAUCUCUUAUCCUCUCACCUCAUCGUGCCUCCCCACUCGAGUCCCGCUGGCUCGACGAAAUUGUCGCCCGGUUUCCAGAUAAGUCGGGCCCUAGACGAUCUCUUGAAGCGACGAGCCCGGACAUCGCGCCGAAGGAUAUGCACACCCUCCUGCAAAAGUAUUGGCCUAUAUUCUUGAAAUACUUCAACGGCAUCGACGCCCUGGAAAAGAUCCCCGUCCGGGAGACCCUGAAGCGGAAACUAGUUUGGCAGGUGCUAACGCGCCUUGGAUUCGUGACUGGGCCGAUGGGAGCGGUCGAGUUAGAUGCAAGGGAGCAGGUGCUGGUCAGUGUCCGGCAUUGGUAG